GUUUGGGAAAGAAGAUAUAAUAGGCUUUAACAGCAGCUGAUGAAGUUCAGAAUGAAAUCUGCUUCAAACCACACGUCUGUAAGACACAUUUAACAGAGAAUGGAAGAGGUGAUCAGGGGUUGGAUGAACAUCAGUGGUGUGAUACAGGAGCUUCUGCUCAUCCUGACAGGAAUCUUACUGUUGAUUCUGCUCCACAAAACCUGGAAGAAUCAAUCAGCUGUUCCCGGACCCAGUUGGUUGUUUGGUGUCGGUCCUCUUCUGACCUACAUCAGGUUUUUGUGGAUGGGUAUCGGCACCGCCUGCAACUACUAUAACAACAACUACGGCAACGUGGUUCGGGUUUGGAUCGACGGAGAGGAGACCAUCAUUCUCAGCAAAUCUUCAGCCGUGUAUCACGUCCUGAAGAGCAGUAACUACAUCGGACGGUUUGCCAGUAAAAAAGGUCUGCAGUGUAUCGGCAUGUUCGAGCAGGGCAUCAUCUUCAACAGCGACAUCCAACUGUGGAAAAAAGUCAGAACGUACUUUACCAAAGCACUGUCAGGUCCUGGACUCCAGAAAUCGGUAGAAAUGUCUGUCAGCGCUACAAAUAAACAGCUCGAGCUCCUGCAUGAGUUCACGGACCCGUCGGGACACGUGGACGUGCUGAAUCUUCUGCGCUGUAUCGUGGUUGACGUCUCCAACCGUCUCUUUCUAGGAAUUCCUCUCAAUGAGAAGGAUUUACUUUUAAAGAUCCAUCGGUACUUCAGCACCUGGCAGACCGUCCUGAUACAGCCGGAUCUUUUCUUCAGACUGAACAUUGCAUCCAAACAACACCACCUGGCAGCAAAGGAACUUCAGGACGAGAUGGAAAAUCUGGUGGAAAAGAAACGUCAAGUCAUAAACAAUACGGAGAAGUUGGACGAUAUAGAUUUCGCAACAGAGUUGAUAUUUGCACAGAACCACGGCGAGCUGUCUGCAAAUGAUGUGAGACAGUGCGUGUUGGAGAUGGUGAUCGCUGCUCCGGACACGCUUUCCAUCAGUCUGUUCUUCAUGCUACUGCUGUUGAAGCAAAACUCUGGCGUGGAGGAUCAGAUCGUUCAGGAGAUAGAAACUCAAAUAGGUGACAGGGACGUCCAGUCUGCCGAUCUACAGAACCUGUGCGUUCUCGAGCGUUUCAUCAAAGAAUCUCUGAGGUUUCAUCCCGUGGUGGAUUUCAUAAUGAGACGAGCUCUGGAUGAUGACUACAUCGACGGCUACAGGGUGGCAAAAGGAACAAACCUCAUCCUGAACAUUGGGCGAAUGCACAAAUCCGAGUUCUUCCAAAGACCCAACGAAUUCAGCCUGGACAACUUUGAAAACAACGUUCCCUCCCGAUACUUCCAGCCGUUUGGAUGCGGCCCACGGGCCUGCGUUGGGAAGCAUAUCGCCAUGGUGAUGACGAAGGCCGUCCUGGUAACCUUGUUGUCGAGGUUCACGGUUUGUCCUCGGCAGGGCUGCACCGUCAGCACCAUCAAACAGACCAACAACCUCUCCAUGCAGCCUGUGGAGGAAGACCCCGACAGCCUGGCCAUGCGCUUCAUUCCACGAAUACAGAAUACGUACAGCGGUGAAAUGAUGAACGACCACAACACCAAAUAUACAUGCGAUUAGAUACAAAAUACGCAAUACAUAAUGCUGUGUUUCAAUUAUGAGGUAAUAAACAAACUUUAAUUUAACUUAAAUUUAGCUUUGCUACAUUGCGCAUAAUGUAAAAAUGGAGCUCCAGACCUAAAGGGGGCAAUAGAGAGAUUCACACAUUCAAAAUCAGUAUUUUCCAGCAAAAGCCAAAUGUGUGUUUCAUUAGUGCACCCUUAAAGUGUUCUCUUUCAUCUAUACAUUUAUAAUACAAACUGUUAAUUAGCAGCUUAUGCCAAAAUAAAAGUUAACAGAUAAAUGUACUAAUUUACUUACAUAGUUUUAUCGGACAUACAUGCUUGGCACGAAGUUAACUUCUGCCCUGUGUUUGUUUAUCGGUCUGGCUAGUGGCUUGUAAAAAUGUAUUACUAUUAUGUUUAUUAUAUAUUAAUAUUUUUUUUUUUUAAAUACUUUAUAGUACACAAGAAGUUUAGUUUGGGCCACAUUAAGUAUGUUUAUGUUGUUGAUGCUGAAACCAUCUAUACCAUCUCUACAGUAUAUGACAGUUAUAUUAAUACCGUAUCACAUUUACAUUUGUUGAAGUCUAAGAUUUGUAAUACUGUUUACAAACUGAAGAGUAACAUGAGAUGACAGGUAAUAGAUUUCUGAAAUGCAAGAUGGGUUUUAAAGGGACAGUUUAACCAAAAAUGAAAAUUCUGUUAUUUAUUCACUCUCAUGGCAUUCCAAACCUGUAUGGCUUUCUUUCUUGAGCAGUGAACAAAAGAAGAUAUUCUGAAGAAUGUCGGAAACAAAACAACACUGAACCCCAUUGACUUCCAUUGCAUAGACACAAAACCUGAGACAUUUCACAAAUUAUCUUUUGUGUUCCACAGAAUCAGAUUCAUAUACAGGUUUUAAAACAACGUCGGGGUGAAUAAAUGUUGACAGAAUUUUAAUAUUUUGUCUGUGAACUAUAACUUUAACUUCAGGAAAGUGAAAGGUGGUCUCUAUAUGUGAUUGAAGGAAAGGGCCUGAAAAAUGAAAGUGCUUGGUGACAUCAUCAGAAAAUAAAAGAGGGGUUUGGAGUGGGAGCAGGAUAUACAACUUUGUUAGAUUACAAAAGCAAUCCUUUUCUCUUUGGAAUAAAACGUAUCAAUGAAUUCUAAGAAAACUCAAGAAUGUGUGGGAAAGAUACAUUUUUGAUUUCUUGUUCACCUCAUUUUUCACUAAGAUUAGUCGUACUAUGUAUACUCAUGUAUGUAUUAGUAUAAGAAUUAAAUAAAAAACAUCUACAAAA
Triplophysa dalaica is the source of this 2890-nucleotide messenger RNA. RefSeq names its product brain aromatase (gene cyp19a1b). NCBI's taxonomy places the organism in Eukaryota, Metazoa, Chordata, Actinopteri, Cypriniformes, Nemacheilidae. Gene Ontology annotation, molecular function: heme binding; iron ion binding; monooxygenase activity. The coding region runs from base 100 to 1629 and encodes 509 amino acids. The record is from RefSeq and is a predicted model, not a curated record. The transcript is spliced from 10 exons.